AUGGAAAAUAACCUUUUCUACAUAUGCCUUUUCUUUCAGAUGGAUUCUGAAAGUAUUGGAGAGGAAAUUGAUACGUUAGUGCUAAGUUUGGACACGGUGCCUCCUGAAAUUUUUUUACAUAUAUGUUCUUUUUUAAGCUCAAAGUUUGUGAUUAAUGUUCUGAGUUCUGUUUGCCAGAAAUUCAAAGAUGUUUUAGAAAGUGAUGUUACUUGGCGAUUGCGUAUAUAUGAAAGGUGGCCUAAGAAAUAUCCUCUUGUACCAGUUCCCCCUGAUUUUGACUGGAAAGAGGCAUGUAUAGCUCGAGAGGAACAGCAUCGUCUUUGGCACAAACAUAGUGAAAAUAUGAAAAAAUAUCAUAUGAAGGAAGCUCACUUUGGAUCUGUUAAUGUUGUUCAAAUUAUUGAGGAAGGCGGGAUAUGUGCUUCUGGGGGUCGAGAUGGUGCUUUAAAACUGUGGGAUCUUGCAGCUUUGAAUGAGAUGCUUCUUGAAACUGCUGAAAAUGCCCAAAACUUUAAUCCUUGGUUGAUCAAUGAAAGAGCUGGUGCUCAUGGUAAUGCUUGGUUGUGGUCUAUAGCAUAUGAUAAAACUAACAGAGUGUUAUAUAGUGGUGGCUUUGACUGUAACUUAAAAACAUGGGAGCUGGUUGAACCAUCUGUCCAAGCAUCGUCUUAUAGUCUUGCUUCUCCAGUUUUGUGCCUUUCCUACUGUUCCAACGCUCUAUCAUGUGGUUGCUAUGGUCGCAGUGUCAGUCUUUUUGAUCCCAGAGCUGGUGUCCAGCCUAUGUUUCAGCACAUCCUCCACAAAAAACCAGUGAUAUGCAUGGUUUCAGAUGAAAAGUAUAUAAUAUCUGGCUCUGAAGACUGUCAUGUUAUAAUUUACGAUAAAAUUGCUAGGAAUGUUCUUAAAACUUGGAAACUUGAUGGAUUUCCAAUGAGUAUGUCUUACAAUGAUGGUCAAAUUCUUGUUGGUGAUGUUGAAGGUUCUAUUCAUGUGAUAGAUCCACAUGAAGACUAUGAGUUGUUACAGAGCUAUAAAUCUGGUCAUCAGCUGAAGGUCACCGGAAUACAGCACAACCUUGGUUCAAUAAUCACAUGUUCGACAGAUAAAACCAUACGUGUCCUAGAGCCCAAUGCUGAACCGGAACCAAUUGCAGUACUUCAGGGUGAUGCAGAAGUUGCAAAAAUAUCUUUUUGCAAUUCCAUUUUAGUCAGUGCAAAUGCUGAUGAUUCCAUCACUGUGUGGAAACCCAGAGAAGAUCUUGAUUGAUCUCUUUUAAGAACUGUGAUAAUUGAAUGAUUUUCAUAAGUGUGUUUUGGAGUGGGGGUACCUGCGCCCUAGGAGUUUAAUAUUAUCCUCUAAAGUGUGUUGUUCCAGUUGAUCCUUUACUGAGCAUUUUCAAAUA
This is a messenger RNA of Uloborus diversus, 1402 nucleotides long. RefSeq names its product F-box/WD repeat-containing protein 9-like. Gene Ontology annotation, molecular function: protein binding. The transcript is spliced from 9 exons. The record is from RefSeq and is a predicted model, not a curated record. The coding region runs from base 1 to 1266 and encodes 421 amino acids. NCBI's taxonomy places the organism in Eukaryota, Metazoa, Arthropoda, Arachnida, Araneae, Uloboridae.